Molecule: messenger RNA, 895 nt
Organism: Dromaius novaehollandiae (emu)
Lineage: Eukaryota; Metazoa; Chordata; Aves; Casuariiformes; Dromaiidae
Gene: ISCA2
Product: iron-sulfur cluster assembly 2
Exons: 4
Coding region: 53-547 (164 amino acids)
Biological process (GO): iron-sulfur cluster assembly
Cellular component (GO): mitochondrion
Molecular function (GO): 2 iron, 2 sulfur cluster binding; iron ion binding; 4 iron, 4 sulfur cluster binding
Source: RefSeq, a predicted model, not a curated record
GCCCCCGCCGGAAGAGGCGGUGCCGGGCAGCCAAUGGCCGUGCGGGGGCGCGAUGGCGGCGGUGGGGCUGCUGUGCCGGUUGUGGCGGUUGGCGCUGGGCGGCUGGGCGAGCUGCCGCCCGGCUCCGCCGCGCCGAGGGACAGCGCUGCCCGGCGGCUCGCCGCGCCCGGCCGCCUCCGCCUCCUCUUCGCGGCCGGGGCAGACGGAGAGCGAGCCCGGCGAGGGACGGGUCUACCUCAGCGCCAGCUGCGUGCAGAGGCUGCUGGAGGUGGCGGAGGGCGCCGAGUUCCUGCGGCUGCAGGUGGAGGGAGGCGGCUGCUCCGGGUUCCAGUACAAGUUCUCCCUGGACACGGUCAUCAACCCCGACGACAGGGUGUUUGAACAAGGGGGUGCCCGCGUGGUCGUGGACGUGGACAGCCUGGCCUUUGUGAAGGGCUCCAUGGUGGACUUCAGCCAGGAGCUGAUCCGCAGCUCAUUCCAGGUGGUGAGCAACCCCCAGGCCGAGAAGGGCUGCUCGUGCGGGACUUCCUUCUCUAUCAAGUUCUGACCAGACUUCAUGUGGAGGGAUGCUGUCUGCAGCCCCCGGAGGGGUUUUGCUUGUUCUUCUCCCAGCUGCUCCCUCUCAUCUCUCUCACCCUGUAACACAGGCUGCUGCAGAUGACUCCAGCAGUGUGUGUCUGCCCUGAGCAUAUCUCAAAGACCUGUUUGCCUCCCCUUCAGAAACAUGAAGUAGCUGUGAGCAUGCACACAGGAGCAUCUUGUGAGCCACCGGCCAGGUGGUGCUGACUCUCUUACCAUGUCCUGAACGUGGAACCACCUGUCUCUGCAAGAGCUGGCUGUAUAUAUGUGUGUUUAUUGAAAGCUCUUACUAAAAAAAAAAAAAAAAUUCUUCAAA